AUGGCCGGUGUGUACGAGGCGCACGCCCGCGCGUCGUGCGCGGAUGCGACGGCGCUCGCGUGCGUCGGCGCGGAUGCGGACGUGUAUAUCGGCACAUCGCGCGGCUGCGUGCGCGCGGGCCUGGCCAGCACGCCGAUCGCCGCGGGCUCGUCGCGCCGCGCGGUCGAGCAGAUCUGUGGCGUCCCCGGCACGCCCUGGCUCGCGCUCCGCCGCGACUCGGGCAUCGUGAGCCUGUGCACGUCCGAGUCGAUCGAUACGCCGACGGCGCUGCCGCUCGCACGCGGCGCGCGCACGAUGACGGCCGGCACCUGGUGGGAGGCGCGGCAUGCCACGACGCAGCCGGCGCCCGCGCCGGCGGCGAGCGACGCGCGCGCCGUCGGGCUCCAGGGCAUGGAGGACGUUGCGCGGCACAAGCAGCGCACGCCCCACAACACGCGCGUGUCCGUGCUCGCCAUCGCGUGCCCGCACCAGGCUGUGCUGUACCGCUGGGCGGACGCGCAGUUCUGGGACGCCAAGGUCGUGCCGCUGCCGCGCACGCCGACGACGCUCGCGCUCGCUGGCCCUGUGCUCUUUGUGGGCUACGGCACGUACGAGUACGCGCGCAUUCCCGUGCCGCCCGCGCACGCCUCGAGCGUCGCGUACCGCACGCCGCCAAGCGACGCCCUCGCGUCGGGGCAGUGGGUCGAUGCGCACGCCUGGGACACGUUCGCGGUGCCCGUCCCUGACACGGCCGCGAGCGAUGCGCGCGCGUGGUGGGCGCGCCCCAAGCGCCCCCUCGUCCUGGCGCUCGCCGACGACGUGCUCCUCGCGACGGAGCACGCCGGCGUCUUGGUGCACGCGAACGGGCAGCCGUCGCGCGCGUCCGCGCUGCGCUGGGACGCGCCGCCGCUGGGCGCGAUCGCAUGUGCGCCGUACCUCCUCCUGCUCGACGCGCAGGGCGCCCUGCAGCGCACCCUGCGGCUGGCCCAAACACUCACGCUGCCCGGCAGCGCCGCACCGCGCCUCCUCGCGGCCGGCGCGGCGCCGACCGCGUACGUGCUCGGCGCCGCUGCGCGCGGCCACGACGCACCCCUCUACGAGCUGCAGGCCGCCUCGCUCGAGGCACAGCUCGAUGCACUGACGGACGCCGGCGAGUACCGCGAGGCGCUCGCCCUCCUGGACGCGCUCGACGCGUGUCCCGACGAGAUGGCCGCGCGGCGCCCCCACCUGCACACGCUCGUCGGCGUCGUGGCGUUUGCACAGAGCGAGUACGAGACGGCGAUGGACGAGUUUCUGCAGGUGGACCUCAACCCGGCCUGGGCGCUUGCGCUGUACCCCGCGUCGGUCGCGGGGCCGCUCGCGCGGCCGCGCGCCGCGUGGCUGCGCCACUUUGGCGUGCGUGACCCGUGCGAUGCGCCCGCCGGCGAGCCGGACCGGCGCGCGCUCGAUGCCCUCGCCCGCUUCCUCACGGACCGGCGGCGUGUGCUGCGCCCUCUCGUGGCGGCGCCGACGUGCAGCCCGGCGCCGCUCGAGGCGCUCCUGGCCCUCCCCACGACAUGCGCGCUGCCGGCGCUCCCGGCCGCGCAGCAGCAGGCCAUGGCCCAGCUCGUCGACACGGCGCUCGUCAAGGUGUUCCUGGCGACCAAGCCGGCGCUCGUGGGCCCGCUGUGCCGCGUCGACAAUGCAUGCGAUGUCGACGAGGUGCGCGCGCUCCUCCAGGCGCACGGCCUGCGCGCCGAGCUCGUCGCGCUGUACCGCGGCAAGGGCCUGCAUGCCGCCGCGCUGGACGAACUGCAGCGCGCAUGCACAGACGGCCAGGAGGACGCGGUCGAGCGCCUCGUCGCGUACCUCGCGAGCCUCGGCGCCGAGCACCUCGACCUGCUCCUGGCGCACGCUCGCUGGGUCGUCGCUCACGCACCGUCGCAAGCGCUGCCCAUCUUUACGUGCGAGGAGCACCUGACGACGCUGCCGGCGCGCCGCGUCGCCGCGAGCCUCGCGGCGCAGGACGCGGGCCUCGCGCAGGCGUACCUCGCGCGCGUCCUCGAGACGGGCUCGCAGGACGCGGCGCUCCACACGCAGUGGGCGCAGGGGGCGCUCCAGGCGAGCGCGCACGGCGCGGACGCGCACGAGCUCGUGGCCUUCUUGCACAGCUCGACGCUGUACGACGCAGAGGCACUGCUGGACGAUAUGCCGCCGGCGCCGGCGCUGCCCGCCGUGCGGGCCGCCCUGCUGGGCCGCCUGGGCCGCCACGACGAGGCGCUGCGCCUCCAUGUCGAGGUCCUGCGCGAUGUGCGAGCGGCCGAGGCGUACUGCGCGGCGCACGCCGCGGCUGCGCCGCGCGGCGCGCUGUUCACGACGCUGGUGCGCCUUGUGGCGGCGCAGAUGCCGGGCGAGCUGCCGCAUGUGUAUGCGUGGCUCACGCAGCAUGCGUCAGCGCUGGCCCUCGACGACCUGCUGCCCCUCCUGCCGCGCGCGACGCCUGUGGCCGAGGUGCGUGCGCUGCUGGAGCGCUCGCUCAGUGCGACGGGUGCGGCGCGCGCGCAGCUGCGCGUCGAAGAGGCCCUGUACGCUACGCGCGAGGCCGCGCUCACGCGCGAGGUGCGCGCGCGGCACGCCCAGCGCGUGCUCAUUACCGAUGGGCGCACGUGUGCGCGGUGUGAGCGGCGCCUCGGGCAGGCUGUGCUGGCCGUCCUGCCCGCGCAGGGCGCGGCGAUGCACUACUAUUGCGCCGUGCAAGCGCAUGAGCACGCGAGUCCAUCUACGUAG
This is a messenger RNA of Malassezia sympodialis ATCC 42132, 2745 nucleotides long. RefSeq lists its product as uncharacterized. Gene Ontology annotation, biological process: vesicle-mediated transport; autophagy; endosomal vesicle fusion. Gene Ontology annotation, cellular component: fungal-type vacuole membrane; cytoplasm. The transcript is spliced from 2 exons. The coding region runs from base 1 to 2745 and encodes 914 amino acids. The record is from RefSeq and is a predicted model, not a curated record. NCBI's taxonomy places the organism in Eukaryota, Fungi, Basidiomycota, Malasseziomycetes, Malasseziales, Malasseziaceae.